CUAAAAACCUCCCAUUUCCGCCACUCCCUCUGUUUCCUCAAAUCCCCCAAAUUCCAAUUUUCCAAUCCCUAAAUCAAUCCAUGGAGUUCUUCACCUUCUUCAAAUCCGUCAAACUCCGAAGCCACCUCCACAAAUACUUAACCGCCACUCACGACCACCAAACCGUCCGCCAAACCACCAACCCCUCCGCCACCGGAACCAUUUGGGCAAUCGAAUUCGUCGAAGGAAAAACCGAUUCCAUCCGCCUCCGUAGCCGCCAUGGAAACUACCUCUCUGCCACUGACCUCAAUUUUCUCCUCGGCGCGACCGGGAGGAAGGUAAUCUGCCAAACUAAGCACGACGCGGCCUGGAGUUGCGUCGAGUGGGAGCCUGUACGCGACGGCGAUCAGGUGAAAUUGAUGAGUUGGUGCGGCAGUUAUUUGAGAGGCAACGGCGCUAUGCCGCCAUGGAGGAACUCCGUUACUCAUGACGAGCCGCGAUUCUCUUCCACUAAGGGAUGGAUUUUGUGGGACGUUGAACCGGUUAUUGAAAUUCCUAACUAUUGUCUGUUCAUGACUCGAAGGUCUAUUUCUACCCUUUCUUCUUCUUCUUCUUCUAAGGAUUCCGACCACUUUUCCGUCUCCGGGAAACGUUCUCCGUCCACCCCAAAAUCGGUACGCCGAUCCUCUACGUUACAGAUCAAAUCUUUCUCCGAUAACAACCUGCGACCUAACACGGAUUUCUUCCACAACCUCAAGACUGUGCGCCUCCGCAGCCAUCACAACAAGUACCUUGUUGCUGAUGACGAUCAGAACUCAGUCAACCAAGAACGUAGCGGGUCCUCCAAAAAUGCUCAUUGGUCCGUUGAGUUUCCAUUCAGCAAAAGGUCUAACUUUACCAUCCGUCUCAAAAGCUGCUAUGGCAAGUACCUGACUGCCAGCAAUCAACCUUUCUUGCUUGGAAUGACCGGCCGAAAAGUGCUUCAGACCCUUCCUCGACGGCUAGAUUCAUCCAUUGAGUGGGAACCCGUUAGAGAAGGGGCGCAGGUCAAGUUCAAGACCUGUAAUGGGAACUUCUUAAGAGCCAAUGGGGGUCUACCGCCAUGGCGUAAUUCGGUCACUCAUGAUAUUCCGAGUCAAACCGCCACACAAGAUUGGAUCCUCUGGGACAUUGAUGUUGUUGAGAUUCAGGUUCAGUUUUUGAGUCAUAGAACUCCCACAAUUGAGCAUGUGGAUUCUCUAUAUUUCAAUCCCAGCUCACCCGCUUCUGCCUCUGGAAAAUGGGCCCAUUACUCUAGACUUGAGUAUACUAAUUCGACCGUUAGUUUACCUCCCAAAUCUGAAGGAAGGACCAUUUACUAUCAUGUGGCUGACGAAAGUGGAGAUAUAGAUAAAUAUACAAUGGAGGGUUCUUCUUUUACAUUCAAAGGAAAUGGGGUGGAGGAACUGACUCGCAAAUUGAAGGAAGAAAUAGGAUUUGAAGGUAUCAUUGUGUGUACUCGCAAUCCAUUGAAUGGGAAUCUUUAUCCUCUUCGCCUGCAACUUCCUCCGAACAACGCAAUCAUGCAUGUGGUUGCCGUUCUUGAAUCAUCCAAAUUGGGAAAGGACCUUGCAAAACAAUGUUUAUAAUGAAAUCCACAGCGAAUAAUACCGAUACAUUGUUAUCAAAAGAUUGUGGCAAUUAUAUUCUCAAACAAGUCUGAGAUUGGUGCCCAUCCUACUCCUCCGUCAUUGGGAUUCUUCAAUUAUUUGGCCAGACACAAAUAAUUACAACAAAAGGAAGCUUGAAGUCAUAUGUGGAAGAGCAUAUAAGUUGAUUCCUGCUUCUGAAAUGUUCAACUCUGUUGCAUCUUCUAACUACUUGUUAAUUAGGGAUUCACGGAAGAGGUGAAUUGAUGUAGUUUUCCAUAUCAGUAGUUGCAACCAAAUUUAGGAAGCUUUUUUAUCAUUAAAUUGCCAUUUUAUGAGA
Cucumis melo (muskmelon) is the source of this 1947-nucleotide messenger RNA. RefSeq lists its product as uncharacterized. The coding region runs from base 81 to 1607 and encodes 508 amino acids. NCBI's taxonomy places the organism in Eukaryota, Viridiplantae, Streptophyta, Magnoliopsida, Cucurbitales, Cucurbitaceae. The transcript is spliced from 4 exons. The record is from RefSeq and is a predicted model, not a curated record.